Neogale vison (American mink) is the source of this 900-nucleotide messenger RNA. It is a transcript of the gene NFU1, whose product is annotated as NFU1 iron-sulfur cluster scaffold. The coding region runs from base 24 to 785 and encodes 253 amino acids. The record is from RefSeq and is a predicted model, not a curated record. Gene Ontology annotation, cellular component: mitochondrion. The transcript is spliced from 8 exons. Gene Ontology annotation, biological process: iron-sulfur cluster assembly. Gene Ontology annotation, molecular function: iron ion binding; iron-sulfur cluster binding. Lineage: Eukaryota; Metazoa; Chordata; Mammalia; Carnivora; Mustelidae.
CACGGCUGCGCACUCGGACAAAGAUGGCAACUGCGGCCCGGCUACGCUGCGGAGCGGCGGUUGCUGCUGCGGGGCUGCGUAGGCGAUUCUGUCCUAUGAUGAAUCCAUACACCAUUAAGAAACAGCCUCUGCAUCAGUUUGUACAUAAACCACUUUUCCCACUGCCUGCAACCUUAUGUAACACAGUGAGACACAUGUUUAUUCAAACACAAGAUACUCCAAAUCCCAACAGUUUAAAGUUUAUCCCAGGAAAACCAGUUCUUGAGACAAGGACCAUGGAUUUUCCCACACCAGCUGCAGCAUUUCGUUCCCCUCUGGCUAGGCAGUUAUUUAGAAUUGAAGGAGUAAAAAGUGUCUUUUUUGGACCAGAUUUCAUCACUGUCACAAAGGAAAGUGAAGAGUUAGACUGGAAUUUACUGAAACCAGAUAUUUAUGCAACAAUCAUGGAUUUCUUUGCUUCUGGCUUACCCUUAGUUACUGAGGAAACAUCUUCAGGAGAAGCAGGAUCUGAAGAAGAUGAUGAAGUUGUGGCAAUGAUUAAGGAAUUGUUAGAUACUAGAAUACGGCCAACUGUGCAGGAAGACGGAGGAGAUGUGAUCUAUAAAGGCUUUGAAGAUGGCAUCGUACAGCUCAAACUCCAAGGUUCUUGUACCAGCUGCCCCAGUUCAAUCAUUACUCUUAAAAAUGGAAUUCAGAACAUGCUGCAGUUUUAUAUUCCAGAAGUAGAGGGUGUAGAACAGGUUAUGGAUGAUGAAUCAGAUGAAAAAGAAGCUAACUCACCUUAAAAUAAUUAGCAUUUUCUUUGGGCCCAGCAGUUGGACUUAUUGAUAAUUAUAUGAAGCUUUUAUUAUUAAUCUGCUAAGGAACUUGAGGAUUAAUAAAAUAUGCCCUUUUUCCAGA